AUGGACCUGCGCCAAAUCGCUUCCAAUGCCACCGCUCUCCACGGCCUCGCCACCAUCGCAGCAGGGCUUCGCUGUAUCCUCUGGCCCCGAACGUUCGCGGCCACAUUCGGUCUCCCACUGGCACUGGACAGCGCGGACGAUUGUUCUUGCUCGUGUUCGUGCUCUUACUCCUCCCCAUCCAAAUCUAGCUCCACCACUCGCUUGGGCGGUCGAGCUCGAACCUCAACGCUCGAAUCACGGCUCGAUCUGAUGAUGGUGGCAGAUGAGCAUCGCAUAGCUGCUAAAGAACACUUCUCGCUAUGCCCGCCCUGUUCGCCCUCCUUGUCAGUCGUGGCCCCGGCCCCCGCCCCCGCGUCGCACUGGCACAAGACCAACCCGUUCGUCGCACUCGUCGGAGUCCGCACCGUCGCCGCGGGACUCUGCCUCGUUGCUUUCUCCGUGCAGAGAAUGCCCCAGGCAACGGGCAUCGUCUUGUGCUGCAAUCUGCUCUCCAUGCUGGGAGACGUCGUGGUAUGUUAUCGGCAAGGGACGCCAGGCUCGACGAGGUCGCAUCUGCUGGCCAGUUCCGUGUCCGCCCUCUUGGGUGGAUACAUGCUGCUGUCG
Molecule: messenger RNA, 603 nt
Organism: Capronia epimyces CBS 606.96
Lineage: Eukaryota; Fungi; Ascomycota; Eurotiomycetes; Chaetothyriales; Herpotrichiellaceae
Exons: 1
Coding region: 26-250 (74 amino acids)
Source: RefSeq, a predicted model, not a curated record